This is a messenger RNA of Juglans regia (Persian walnut), 899 nucleotides long. Its product is annotated as thaumatin-like protein. The transcript is spliced from 2 exons. Gene Ontology annotation, cellular component: extracellular region. Gene Ontology annotation, biological process: defense response. The coding region runs from base 6 to 785 and encodes 259 amino acids. The record is from RefSeq and is a predicted model, not a curated record. Lineage: Eukaryota; Viridiplantae; Streptophyta; Magnoliopsida; Fagales; Juglandaceae.
UCAGAAUGAAGUUACCAGCGCUGGUUGCUGCUUUCUUUCUCUUCCUAGCAUGCCAUUCUAUGCUAUCUGCAGGAAUUACAGCAGCACAUCAAGUUACAUUUUAUGUGCACAACAAAUGCCCCUUUCCCAUAUGGCCUGCAACAGCACCAAAUACUGGGCACCCAAUAAUAGCUGAUGGCGGCUUCUACCUCCCCUCAGGCCAGACACACAACAUUUAUACCCCACUGACAUGGAGUGGCCGGAUUUGGGCCAGAACAGGCUGCAAAUUCAAUGCCAAUUGGAAUCCUGCCCGUGAAACAGGCGAUUGUGAUGGAAGAUUGGCCUGCAAUGGAAGUAUUGGCACUCCCCCAGCCACACUAGCGGAAGUUUCCCUGCAGGAAGAUAAAGGCAAGCCAAGCUUUUAUGAUGUAAGCUUGGUGGAUGGGUACAACAUCCCUGUUUCGAUCACGUCAAGGCAAGUAUUGCCAAAAUGUACCAUCAGAGGGUGCUUGAAAGACGUGAACAGUUUAUGCCCACAAGAGCUUGAAAUCUUAAACAAAAAUGGGGAAGUGGUGGCAUGCAAAAGUGCUUGCUUGGCUUUUGGCCUGGACAACUUUUGUUGUCGGAAUCAAUACGGGAGCCCAAAAAAGUGCAAGCCUAGUGUCUAUUCAAAGAUCUUUAAAGAUGCUUGCCCUUCGUAUUACAGUUAUGCCUUUGACACACCUCCACCAUUGGUAAAUUGCGCCUCUAGAGAGUAUGUGAUAACCUUCUGUCCAGUGCGGGGUGAUGAACACACCUCCAUAUAGAGCAUUAUAAAUAUCUCUACGAUUGUCUAAUUUCAGAUUUGAUUUGAACUUAAUUAUUGCUUAUUAUGUAAAGCUUUGUUCGUAACAUAAUAAAUCUAUACUCCAAAGUGGUUU